UGUGCUUCUUCUACAAAUUAGCAUGACGUAACAUUAACCCGUUUUAAUCCACCCUCCAAUGGAGAUCCCAAACCCACCGUAUUUCUCUUGUCAUUCGGAGUCUUGUGCCCAUCUCCUGCAAACUAGCCUUAAAUCGAGGGAAGCUUUAAAAGGAAAAUCAAUCCAUGCUCAAAUGGUUAAAUUAGGCCUUACCUUCAGUGUCUAUUUAACGAACAACCUCAUGAACUUGUAUGCAAAAACCGGGUUUCUUUUAGAUGCCCACGAUUUAUUCGAUGAAAUGCCUGUGAAGACCACUUUCUCAUGGAACACAAUUCUUUCUGGGUAUGCGAAGCAGGGAAAAUUAGAGAGAGCCCAUCAGGUGUUUGAUUUAAUACCUGUUCGUGAUUCUGUUUCGUGGACUACGAUAAUCGUGGGUUAUAAUCAAAUGGGUCGUUUUGAAGAUGCGAUAAAGAUUUUUGUAGAUAUGGUGAAGGAUAAAGUUUUGCCGACCCAGUUCACACUUACUAAUGUCCUUGCUUCUUGUGCUGCCACCGGGUCUCGAGGUAUAGGGAAGAAGGUUCAUUCUUUUGUUGUUAAAUUAGGACUUCAUGCGUGUGUUCCUGUUGCAAAUUCGCUUUUAAACAUGUAUGCAAAGACAGGGGAUUUGAAGAUGGCCAAGGUUGUUUUUGAUAGGAUGAAGUUGAGGAACACAUCAAGCUGGAAUGCUAUGAUUUCCUUGCAUAUGAAUUGCGGCAGGGUUGACCUCGCUCUUGCUCAGUUUGAGCUAUUGAGUGAACGCGAUAUUGUUUCAUGGAAUUCAAUGAUUGCAGGAUGCAAUCAGCAUGGUUUUGAUAAUGAAGCAUUACAGUUCUUCUCUAGUAUGUUAAAAGAUACGUCUCUGAAGCCUGAUAGGUUUUCCCUAGCAAGUGCUUUAUCGGCUUGUGCCAAUCUUGAGAAGUUGAGUUUUGGUAAACAAAUUCAUGGUUAUAUUGUUCGGACAAUGUUCGACGCUUCAGGAGCUGUGGGAAAUGCUUUGAUCUCAAUGUAUGCAAAGUCUGGAGGAGUUGAAAUUGCUCGAAGAAUCAUCGAGCAGAGUGGGAUUUCAGAUCUUGAUGUGAUAGCUUUUACGGCCUUAUUGGAUGGAUAUGUCAAGCUUGGUGAUAUAACCCCAGCCAGACAAAUAUUUAACUCAUUGAAAGAUCCCGAUGUGGUUGCUUGGACUGCAAUGAUUGUAGGUUAUGUACAGAAUGGCUUAAAUAAUGAUGCUAUAGAGGUAUUCAAAACAAUGGUUAGUGAAGGGCCUCGGCCAAACAGUUUUACUCUAGCAGCUAUGUUGAGUGCCAGUUCAAGUGUGACAUCUUUGAAUCAUGGAAAACAAAUUCAUGCAAGUGCAAUAAGAUCAGGGGAGGCAUUAUCACCUUCUGUGGGCAAUGCUCUGACUACGAUGUAUGCAAAAGCUGGAAGCAUAAAUGGUGCACGGAAAGUAUUCAAUCUUCUACGUCAGAACAGAGAUACUGUCUCUUGGACUUCUAUGAUCAUGGCUUUAGCUCAACAUGGUCUUGGAGAAGAAGCCAUAGAACUAUUUGAACAGAUGUUGGCACUUGGUAUCAAGCCUGAUCAUAUAACUUAUGUCGGGGUGCUCUCUGCCUGUACACAUGGAGGAUUGGUGGAGCAGGGCCGAAACUAUUUUGAUUUGAUGAAAAAUGUACACAAAAUUGAUCCCACCCUGAGCCACUAUGCAUGCAUGGUUGACCUAUUUGGGCGUGCUGGAUUGCUGCAAGAAGCAUACAAAUUUGUAGAAAAUAUGCCUACGGAACCAGAUGUUAUAGCUUGGGGUUCACUUUUAUCUUCUUGUAAGGUUUAUAAAAAUGUUGAUCUGGCAAAAGUUGCGGCAGAGAGACUGCUAUUUAUUGAGCCUAACAAUAGUGGGGCAUACUCUGCCCUUGCUAAUGUGUAUUCAUCUUGUGGGAAAUGGGAUGAUGCUGCAAAAAUUAGAAAAUUGAUGAAGGCUAGAGGAGUUAAAAAGGAGCAAGGACUUAGUUGGGUUCAGAUCCAGAACAAAACCCAUGUAUUUGGAGUGGAGGAUGGUCUUCAUCCACAGAAAGACGAAAUCUAUAAGAUGAUGGACAAGAUCUGGAAGGAGAUAAAAAAAAUGGGUUUUGCUCCAGACACUGAAUCUGUAUUGCAUGACCUUGAAGUAGAAGUGAAAGAUCAGAUUCUUAGAUAUCACAGCGAGAAACUUGCCAUCGCAUUUGGGAUAAUAAGUACUCCAGAAAACACUACAUUGCGGAUCAUGAAGAACCUUCGAGUCUGUAAUGACUGUCACAAUGCCAUCAAAUUUAUCUCCAAGCUU
Populus euphratica (Euphrates poplar) is the source of this 2332-nucleotide messenger RNA. Its product is annotated as pentatricopeptide repeat-containing protein At2g22070-like. Gene Ontology annotation, biological process: RNA modification. The annotation marks the transcript as partial. The record is from RefSeq and is a predicted model, not a curated record. Gene Ontology annotation, molecular function: protein binding; zinc ion binding; RNA binding. The transcript has a single exon. NCBI's taxonomy places the organism in Eukaryota, Viridiplantae, Streptophyta, Magnoliopsida, Malpighiales, Salicaceae.